GUUCCACUCAACCGGUACCGGGGCUGCGGCUGUGGCUGCUGACGAAGAGCUUAGCAGCAGCAUAUCGACGCUCACCAACUCAGUUCUUUCUUGUUCGCGAUACGUAAAUGUUGUAUCUGGGGACUUUUCAAUAGUUGGCUUAUUUUAAAGGCAUAGAAGAGGAGCGUUUUACACCAGAAUUGGAAUCUAAAAUAAAAAAGAACGGGAGUUUAAUGCAAUAACUCACUAGUAUGGAUCCUAAAUAAAUAACACAUAUGAAUCAGUAUUAAGCAAGAACACGCCAUGGACGAGUUGAACGUCGUCAAAGUACCCCUGGUAGUUAAAGAUAAUGCCUGUAGCACACUCUUAUUGUCUGCCCAAACAACAACGACAACUUUAACAACUCCCAAUUUCUUGGGCUAUAGCAGCUGCAAAAACAGUCCAGUACCUACAAAUGCAACUAUCAAUGAUAAUCAGCUACCAAUGCCAGUCUUUAGUAAGCUGCAGAACCCAUUACCGCUACAUCAGCCAAAGGAUACGGAUAAUACCCUUUGCACGACAGAUAAAAAAACCUGCUCUCAAAUUAAUCUUUGCAAUGGCGAGCUCAAAGGCAACAACACCACGCAGCAAAAUCAAUCGCCAUUACCUAAGGUACAAAACAAGAACAGCCCCAACGACCAGAAGAAAGGCACAAUUUCAUUAUCGCACCUGCCCCAACGGCCGCCAGUUGAUAUUGAAUUCCGUGAUAUUUCAUACUCAGUGACAGAACGACGAUUGCAUGGUGUCAAAACCAUACUAAAGAGUGUUUCGGGAAAGUUUCGGAAUGGAGAGAUAACGGCUAUUAUGGGCCCUUCAGGUGCAGGAAAGAGUACUCUAAUGAACAUUUUGGCUGGCUACAAAACUUCUCAACUCAGCGGAUCGGUUUUAAUAAAUUGCAAUGAGCGUAAUCUACGUCGCUUUCGAAAACUAUCUUGUUACAUUAUGCAGGAUGAUGUUCUUAUUGGGAAUCUUACAGUACGAGAGGCGAUGAUGGUCUCUGCAAACCUUAAACUCGGAAAGAAUAUGAUCACCUAUGCAAAGAGCGUUGUAGUAGAAGAGAUUCUGGACACAAUUGGUCUUAGAGAGUCAGUCAACACACUUACGUGUAAUUUGUCAGGUGGUCAACGAAAGCGUUUGUCGAUUGCUCUUGAGCUGGUCAACAACCCUCCGGUAAUGUUCUUCGACGAGCCUACCUCUGGACUGGACAGCUCCACGUGCUUUCAGCUAAUCUCACUGCUAAGAUCACUAGCUCGUGGAGGACGGACCAUAGUUUGUACCAUACAUCAGCCAUCGGCUCGUCUGUUCGAAAAGUUUGAUCAUCUUUAUUUGUUGGCUGAAGGCCAAUGUAUGUACGAGGGUCGAGUGCGUGGCCUGGUGCCGUAUUUAUCCUCUCUAGGCUACGAGUGCCCAUCCUACCAUAAUCCCGCAGACUAUGUUCUAGAAGUGGCUUCGGGAGAAUACGGUGAAGCAGUGCAAAAGCUAGUUCAGGCAGUCAAAAGCGGUAUGUGCAAAAAGUAUACACACAAAGACUACGGAGUGGAUUUAAUGGCGGUCAAUGACAUUAUCAAAGGAGGCAGAAAUGAUAUCGGAAAAGGUAGCAGCACAAAUACAACUAAUGACGUAUCGACUGCCAAUGAAGAAAUGUUAUCAAAGCAAUUCGUAUCUAUUACUGAAAAUAAGGAUAAAUUAGCAGACUUGCAACCACCACAGCCUCAGGCGAAACAAUUACAAAAUUCAGACCGUACAGUCAUAAACAUGCCAUGCACCAAUGGAAUGAGCAAUGAUGACAGUUGCAGUUAUAGCUCCUCGAAGGGCGGACAGAGUCAAAACGCGGUAUCUGGUGGAACCAAUGCUAUGGUUGGCUGCAUGACAUCCUUAUUAGACUCCCAUGAGAGUGUUGUAACGCUUCCAAAUAAGACGGGGUUUCCAACUAGUAGUUGGACGCAGUUCUGGAUACUUUUAAAACGAUCAUUUAAAACAAUAUUACGGGACCGAAUGCUGACACAUUUGAGAUUGGCAUCACACAUAAUUGUAGGUGCGCUAAUAGGUGCUAUAUACUAUGAUGUAGGAAAUGACGCCAGCAAAGUGAUGAGCAACGCGGGGUGUAUAUUUUUCACCACUCUGUUCACUAUGUUUACAGCUAUGAUGCCAACUAUAUUGACCUUUCCGACCGAGAUGUCAGUGUUUGUGCGUGAGCAUCUAAACUAUUGGUACUCCUUAAAGGCCUUUUACUUUGCUAAAACCAUAGCUGAUAUGCCCUUUCAGAUUGUCUUCUCUAGCGUUUACGUGCUUGUAGUCUAUUGUCUGACUUCCCAGCCUAUGGAAUUGGAGCGAAUUUCUAUGUUUGUUCUUAUUUGUGUGCUAACAUCUCUAGUGGCUCAGUCACUGGGUCUGCUUAUUGGCGCUGGUAUGAACAUUGAGACUGGUGUUUUUCUAGGACCCGUCACAACAAUACCCACCAUAUUGUUUUCUGGAUUUUUUGUUAAUUUUGAUACAAUACCGGGAUACUUGCAGUGGGUGUCCUACGUUAGCUACGUCCGUUAUGGGUUUGAGGGGGCAAUGGUUGCCAUUUAUGGAAUGGAUCGAGCCAAGCUCCAGUGCAGCACCAUAUACUGUCAUUACAGAAGUCCCAAGAAAUUUCUAGAGGAAAUGUCCAUGGAUAACGCGCUCUUUUGGGUCGACGCCGUGGCUCUAAUAGGUACCUUCUUUGCAUUGCGAAUUAUAGCGUAUUUUGUAUUGCGGUGGAAGUUACAUAUGAUACGUUAAAAGCGUUCAAAGGCGCGCGU
Scaptodrosophila lebanonensis is the source of this 2804-nucleotide messenger RNA. RefSeq names its product ATP-binding cassette sub-family G member 1 (gene Atet). Gene Ontology annotation, molecular function: ATP hydrolysis activity; ABC-type transporter activity; ATP binding. The coding region runs from base 283 to 2784 and encodes 833 amino acids. Gene Ontology annotation, cellular component: plasma membrane. The transcript has 8 exons. NCBI's taxonomy places the organism in Eukaryota, Metazoa, Arthropoda, Insecta, Diptera, Drosophilidae. The record is from RefSeq and is a predicted model, not a curated record.